AGUUUGGAUUUGAUAUCUAGCGAGUUCUGUUAUUUGUAUUUCGUCUUUGUGAUUGGUUGAUUUCCCUUGAAAUCAAUUUUUCGUUUUCAUUAUAACUAAUAAUAAUUGUUCAAAUUACUUAGAUGAAAUCAAUUUUGGAUCUAUUGACAAAUAUUAUGAAAAGCAUGAAUGGAAUGUGGAUCGACGUAACAAAGUUACAUGUGUGUGCAAUAAAUGAUAUGACGUAACCAUUUAUAAUUAUUGAGUAGUUUGAAGAAGCUAUUUGUAAACAUAUAUUUUCUCAAGGUCCAUUCAUUUUACACUUUUCGUAACACAGGUAGGUGUCUACACAAGUAUAAACUGCGAGUCAACUGGGUCGAGAAAUGUCACAAUCAUUGAAUAUCCAUUCACGUGGACGGCAAAGUAAGAAAUCGUGUUGAGAAUAUUGCCAGAUUGUUAUAAUAUAGUGGGCUGAAUGGGAGCACGGCUCGUGUACCUUUACCUACCUUACUGACUCAAUAUUGCAUAAAGUAUUCGCUGGCAAUCGUCACAAUAGGUCGACAUUAUCAUACAAUAAAUAAAUGCGUGGUUUUAUCAGGACUGCGCGAUGAAUUUGUUUUUGUUCGGCUUAAUUGUAUAGAUAACGGUACAUUAUCGUCAGUGCCGCGGCUUCGACUCGCCGACCGGUCGUGUCUCGAACGUAAUUUACGAUAUGAAAAUGCUCAAACUGGUCAGGGGAAUACGGCGGUUGAGCGCGCAAUGCCGGCACAACAGCCACGCCGCCGUCAUCGGCACAGAGCCGAACCGAAGCGAUCCUUACUACCAAGACAAUAAGACUAAAAUGGACGAACUUGUCAAAGAACUUCGACAGAAAACCAGUGAAGUCAUCAAAGGUGGCUCAGAAGAGGCAGUCAAGAGACACACAGCUCGAGGGAAACUGUUAGUGAGGGACAGGAUUAACCGGUUGGUGGAUGAAGGCAGUGACGUUCUGGAAUUGAGCACAUUAGCCGCCACAGACAUGUACAAAGGCCAAGUGCCGUGCGCGGGUAUAGUCACUGCCAUCGGGAAAGUUCAUGGUCGCGAUUGCAUGAUAGUUGCUAAUGACGCAACUGUUAAAGGAGGAACUUAUUUUCCUGUCACCGUGAAGAAACACUUACGCGCUCAAGCAAUUGCCCAAGAAUGCCGGCUUCCUUGCAUUUAUCUCGUGGACUCUGGCGGUGCCCACUUACCCGAUCAAGCUGAUGUAUUCCCGGAUAGGGAACACUUCGGAAGGAUAUUCUAUAAUCAAGCUAAUAUGUCCGCAGAAGGCAUACCUCAGAUAUCAGUAGUAAUGGGUUCGUGCACCGCUGGUGGCGCUUAUAUCCCUAGUAUGUCAGAUGAGAGUAUAAUCAUAAAAAAUCAGGGUACUAUUUUUUUAGCGGGCCCACCAUUAGUAAAAGCAGCUACAGGUGAGUCAGUGUCUGCUGAAGAUUUAGGAGGAGCAGAUCUGCAUUGCCGUCAAUCUGGUGUCACCGACCACUACGCACAGGAUGAUGAGCAUGCGCUCCACUUAGCUAGGAAUGUUGUUGCUAAUUUGAAUUGGAAUAAUGAUCAGAAAUCGAGAAUUUAUUCUACAAAAGUUGACGAACCUGUUCAUGAUAUAAAUGAUUUGCAUGGCAUUGUUGGAGCUAACAUACAAAGGCCUUUUGAUAUCCGAGAAGUCAUCGCCAGAGUUGUCGACGGGAGCAGAUUCCAUGAAUUCAAAGAAUUGUACGGUGAUACUUUGGUAUGUGGAUUUGCGACGCUUUAUGGGCAUGCUGUGGGAAUAAUUGGUAAUAAUGGUGUAUUACAAUCGGAAGCAGCAUUGAAGGGAUCUCAUUUUAUUCAGCUUUGUGCUGCGCGAAAAAUACCAUUGGUGUUUUUACAAAAUAUUACUGGUUUUAUGGUGGGACGUGAAGCCGAAGCUGGAGGUAUUGCCAAAAAUGGUGCUAAAAUGGUGACAGCAGUAAGUUGUUUUAAAGGACCCAAGAUAACAGUCAUUGUAGGCGGUAGUUUCGGAGCUGGAAAUUAUGGUAUGUGCGGCCGAGCAUAUUCACCUAGCUUUAUGUAUAUGUGGCCCAAUGCGAGGAUAUCAGUGAUGGGCGGGCCCCAGGCUGCCACGGUAUUAUCAUUAGUUGCUAAAGAAAAGGCCUUGAGAGAUGGCAAACUAUGGACUGAUGAACAGGAAAAGAAAGUUAGAGGGCCUUUAGAAGCACAGUUUGAGAGAGAAGGUAUACCAUAUUAUAGUACCGCUAGAUUGUGGGAUGAUGGUAUAGUUGCUCCGAAAGACACUAGAAAAGUUAUUGGUUUAAGUUUAUCAGCCGCCUUAAAUGCUCCAUUUAGAGAGAGUAAAUUUGGAGUAUUUAGAAUGUGAUAAUAUGCUAAAAGUGUUUUAUUUAUAUAUUUCGAAGUAGGUGUGUUCAGUAACUGUUGGAUAAUGGCACUGUUACGCUUAUCUUAUCGUGUAUGAACGUUGGCAACAAUCUUUAUUUGAUUUAUGUCAAUAGAUUGUUUAAUCAUAUUUGUUUGUGAUAAAUAAGUGAAUUUAUUUUUAUUGUAAAUAGUUAACGGGUUUAAUAUGUAUUGUUUCAUAGCUGCAAUUUAUUUUGUAAGGGAAAUACAUACAUUCAUCAGGGUGGCUAAUUAUAGCUUCACUCAAAGACUACUUUAAACAAAAGCCAAUACAAUAUUUUACUCAGGAAUUUGAAAAAUGAAACGUCAAGAUCUUGGUGGUUUUUUUUUCUAUACAAUUUAUUUUUAUACUUAUAGUUUUAUUUGUUAUCUAAGAAAUUAUACCACCAGCCGUUUUUUAAUCAUUGUUUUUUACUUCUUAUCUCUAGUCACGAUUCAUUGUAUAAAUUUAUUACAUUAUAUACCUAGCAUGAGAUAAGUUAACCGUCGUCAAGUAUUUUUAUGAAUACGUAUCAAAUAAUUAGACGAUUAUUUAAUUGAUGUUCAUUACGGCGUUUUGUCAAUAAAUAAUUCAAUAAAGAGCUACUAUUUAAAAAUAUUUUCGUCAUUUUGGAUCUUUGCGAAUGCCACGCCUUUAUGAGACUACAUCAGAUUUGUUAUUGUUGUUGAAUUGUCUUGUUGAAUACUUAUUUAAUUCAUUAGAUUCUUAACUUUUUUUAGCAUAUCACUUUAGAAUAUUUAUUUAUCGUCAGUCGAAUUUUACUUUGUAUUCAAUGUACCUAUAUACAUAUCAAUCUUUAUCCUAUUAACGUUAGACAGAAGCAAUAGUUAGGUACAAGACAAAACUCAAAGGUAAAUUUAACCGGAUGGUGUAAGUAGGUACUAAGUAUUUUGUAUUCUAACAUACGUUUAACAGUUUGCACUUGUGUGAGCCAAAGCAUUUAAUAAUGAGUCUGAAAGACUUUAAUUGCACAAUAAAACAAUAGAAUGAACCGUUCUGUGAGAUGUCAUGCAAAUUAGAUUCGUUGACCCCGCGCAUUAUACGGGUUCAAGUUUACUAGGAAACUAAUGUCGACGUCUCCAAAAUAAAAAAAAAAUAUAUUUUUUUAACUAACUUUGAAAAUGAGGAAUCGUUGUCGAAUAGAUUUUAUUUAUUUCUAAACAAUUUAAACAAAAGUUAUGGAAUUUUGCUAAAUGCCAAACUGUAGUGCGACCAUGCUAUGCUAUGUAGCUAUUGGCAAAUGUCUAUUAAAUUGCAAGUUUGUUAUUGUAUUGCAAAAAGAUUUCGUGUAUCGCGUGUAAGUUAUUAUUACAAGUUCACUCUUAUUAAAUGUUUCAACACAUAUGAAUUCAUUCAA
Amyelois transitella is the source of this 3767-nucleotide messenger RNA. RefSeq names its product probable methylcrotonoyl-CoA carboxylase beta chain, mitochondrial (gene Mccc2). Bases 692 to 2371 code for a protein of 559 amino acids. The record is from RefSeq and is a predicted model, not a curated record. The transcript has a single exon. NCBI's taxonomy places the organism in Eukaryota, Metazoa, Arthropoda, Insecta, Lepidoptera, Pyralidae. Gene Ontology annotation, biological process: L-leucine catabolic process. Gene Ontology annotation, molecular function: methylcrotonoyl-CoA carboxylase activity. Gene Ontology annotation, cellular component: methylcrotonoyl-CoA carboxylase complex; mitochondrion.